Messenger RNA from Coffea eugenioides, 3831 nucleotides. RefSeq lists its product as uncharacterized. The coding region runs from base 1 to 3831 and encodes 1276 amino acids. The transcript has a single exon. NCBI's taxonomy places the organism in Eukaryota, Viridiplantae, Streptophyta, Magnoliopsida, Gentianales, Rubiaceae. Gene Ontology annotation, molecular function: nucleic acid binding; RNA-DNA hybrid ribonuclease activity. The record is from RefSeq and is a predicted model, not a curated record.
AUGUCCUUUGUUCAUGCAAAGUGUUCGGUGGAGGAGCGUCGAGAAUUAUGGUGUUCAUUGUUAAAUGAUAAACCUACAAUACAUCCUUGGUGUAUUGGGGGGGACUUUAACGUCAUUUUGGCACCUCACGAAAAACGUGGAGGACGUCCAUUUGCUAUAGCGGAAGGAGCUGAUUUCAUGUCUUUUAUGGAGGAGGCUGGGGUCUUUGAUGUAGGAUUUUCAGGUUCUAGUUUCACGUGGUCUAAUAAUCGGAGGAGUAGAGCUCGGAUUUCAAAAAGGUUGGACAGAUUUUUAGUCAACGGGGCUUGUUUGGAUCUCUCUGACGCCAUUUCUGUGCUCCAUUUGACAAGACACCCUUCGGAUCAUGCUCCGUUGAAGAUUUCAUUUGCAACUAGGUUGGAUAAUAAGCCACGUCCUUUCCGUUUUUUGAAUGUUUGGACAUCCAAACCUGAACUCUUAGAGGUGAUUCGCCAAGCUUGGAAUCAAAAUGUUGAUGGAUCUCCACUGCGAAUUUUAUGCUCUAAAUUAUUGACAACGAGAAGGGCUAUUCAAUCAUGGAACAAGCAAUACUUUGGUAACAUCAUGGACACUGUGCAUUUUGCGGAAAUUGCGGUACAACGAGCAGAGGAGAUGGUAGAUCAAGAUGACUCAGACGAAUGCCAGAUUGAGUUAAAUAAGGCUCAAGCGGAUCUCCGUCAUGCACUAUCAAUUGAAGAGCAGUUUUGGAGGCAAAAGGCUAGAGUCAAAUGGCUUAAAGAGGGAGAUAGAAAUUCACGGUAUUUUCAUGCGGUGGUAAAGCAAAGACGUGUUCAAGGAAUGAUACAUUGCAUCAAAAAUUCCAAUGGAGUUUGGAUGGACAAGGAUGAGGACAUAGCAAGCGAAGCAAUAUCAUAUUUUAAUGAUCUUUUCACGGGUCCUUUGGAUUCAUUUUCGAAUAUGUUGCACCUAAUUCCGCGUAUGAUUUCUCCAUACGACAAUGGAAAGCUAGAGUCACUGCCUACGAUCGAGGAGGUAUAUCAAGUAGUAAAAUCAAUGGAUGAGGAAAGUGCUGCUGGCCCGGAUGGUUUCACAGGAAAAUUUUUUAUAUUUGCGUGGGAAGUGAUCAAACAAGAUAUUUAUAAUGCAAUACUCAGUUUUUUCUGUGGGGCGGAGUUACCUCGGUUUAUCACUUCUACCUCGAUCGUACUAAUUCCAAAAAUGACAAAUCCUCAGGAAUUUUCUCAUUUCAGACCAAUCAGUCUAUGUAACUUUUUCAAUAAGUUGCUUUCCCGGAUCUUGGCGGAUAGACUGGCUGGUAUAUUGCCAAAAAUAAUUUCCCCCCAGCAAACAGGCUUUGUGAAGGGUCGUAAUAUAACGGAAAAUUUUCUACUGGCUCAGGAAGUGGUUUCGGGUAUUGGAAAAAGGAAUAGAGGUGGUAAUGUGGCUAUGAAGCUAGAUAUGUCUAAGGCAUAUGACCGGGUCGCUUGGGGUCAUAUCAUCAAUGUCCUGAGAAGUUUUGGUUUUGGGGAAAUAUUUAUUGAUAUGGUAUGGCGCUUGCUUUCUAAUGUCUGGUUUUCAAUUAUUAUUAAUGGGUCUUCACAUGGUUUCUUUAAGUCCUUGAGAGGGCUUCGUCAGGGUGACCCAUUAUCACCUGCGCUUUUCAUUAUCGGAGCUGAAGUACUGUCUAGAGGAUUGAACAACCUUGCACUGCAAUCGGGCUUUCUGGGCUUCAAAGUUCCAUAUGGUUGUCCAGAUAUAACUCACUUGGCGUUUGCGGAUGAUAUUCUCAUAUUUGCAAACGGAUCCGCUUUGUCUCUAAGGGCGAUCAUGCAGGUGUUAGAGGCGUAUCAAAGAUGUUCGGGACAACUUAUUAAUGUGCAAAAAAGUUGUUACUUGGUCCAUCCAAUGAUGUCAAUGGCGAGACGAAGGGUGAUUCAUCGUAUCACAAAAUUUGCCUGCAAGCCUUUUCCAAUAUGUUAUUUAGGGUUUCCGCUCUACUUUGGAAGAAUUAAAUCAUCAUAUUUUGGAGGAGUGUGCCAGUCUAUUAUAGGGAGGAUUCAGUCAUGGAAAUCAAGGUUACUUUCCUUCGGAGGCAAGAUAGUUCUAAUCAAGCAUGUCUUGGAAUCAAUGCCAGUGCAUCUAAUGUCAGCAUCUGUGAUCCCGGGUAAGGUUUUUAAAAUUAUUGAAAAAACCUGCUCAUCCUUCCUGUGGGGAUCAUCACCCAACGAAUCAAAGUUUCACUGGAUAAGAUGGUCUCAACUAUGUUAUCCGGUUGAUGAGGGCGGAGUUGGUUUCCGGAGAUUACAGGAUGUAUACACAGCAUUUUCUUCCAAGCUAUGGUGGAAUUUCCGAACAAGAUCAUCGCUGUGGGAGACAUACAUGAAAGCAAAAUACUGCAGAGGUCUUCAUCCUUGUCAGGUAGAACUCAAAAAUAAGGAUUCCUCAAUAUGGCGGAGGAUGGUAAAUGUGAGCCGACAAGUGGAGCUUUCUAUGUUAUGGGUUGCAAAAGAGGGGGCAUGUCACUUUUGGUAUGAUAACUGGCUAGGAUGUGGUGCUUUGUUCUUACAAGUACCGGUUAACCUAGAGUUGUCAUUCCAUAAUUUCAUAAACAAUGGUCACUGGGAUGUGAACCUCUUAUGUCGCACAAUACCAAAGGAGUAUGUGUCCUACAUUUUACAACAACCCAUUCCGGAAGAUGGGAGUGAAGUGGAAGUCUUUUGGAUGCCUACAACAUCUGGAAAAUUUUCCUUACAUUCGGCUUUUCAAGAUAUUAGGCAGACCCGAAAUAAGUCGAUGGUUUUUGCAUCGAUUUGGCAUCCUCGUAUCCCUUUCAAAGUUUCAUUUUUCAUGUUCAGAUUGUUGCGAGGGAGGAUACCGAUACCAGAUAGGCUAUGUGAACUUGGUUUUCAUUUACCGUCCAAGUGUUUCUGUUGUCCUUCGGCAUCCGAGGAGCCUAUUGAGCAUUUAUUCUCCAACGGCCACACGGCGUCGGUAGUAUGGAGUUAUUUUGGAGGAUUAUGUGGAUUAAGCCCAGGAACUUCUUUGCGGUCUCGAUUAGUAGGAUGGUGGUUGAGGUCGUAUGAUUCUGAGUUACGGCGGAUUAUGGGCCGAAUUAUUCCUACUAUUAUUUGUUGGCAAAUUUGGAAGGCAAGAAACAAAGCAAUGUUCGAAGGUGCUCAAAUGCGACCAUCUGCAAUCUGCCAAGCAAUUUUCUUGGAAAUUAAGUCCAUGGUAGGGAUUCAUUUCAAACAAGCAUUCCGAUCCCAGUCUUUCCGACAAUUGUAUGAUUCGCCGAAUAUUAAUGUUGGAAGAAUUGCCUUCAAAGCUAUUCGCUGGGAGUCAAAGGAGCCAGGGCGGUUCAUACUAAAUACAGAUGGUUGUUCUAAGGGUAAUCCAGGACUGGGUGGAGGUGGUGGUGUUCUAAGGGAUUCAACGGGAUUACCACUCUUUGGUUUUUCGGCCUAUUUUGGACAAACUACAAGUCUCCAUGUAGAGGUUCGGGCACUUCUCAUUGGUCUUCAAACGUGUAUACAAAGGGGGUUUGGGAAUAUAUGUAUACAAUCGGACUCAUUGGCCUUAGUUCGAAUUAUUCAUCGUCAAAUUCAGUGUCCAUGGCAGAUUACAAGGGAGGUCAGGCAGAUUCGGCAUUUUUUGGAGUACCCGACUUGUUUAUCACAUUGUUAUCGGGAGGCUAACACAGUUGCUGAUGCGUUGUCCAAUGAGGGGGUAUCUCAUCCACAGCAACAUGUCAGGUUGUAUGACACCUUUUCUACAUUCCCAAGACUGGCCCGUGGGGCAAUACGUCUAGACAGAAUAGGAAUGCCUUCAUUUCGCAAAAUUAAACAUAUGUAG